Molecule: messenger RNA, 2302 nt
Organism: Solanum pennellii
Lineage: Eukaryota; Viridiplantae; Streptophyta; Magnoliopsida; Solanales; Solanaceae
Product: MAR-binding filament-like protein 1-1
Exons: 18
Coding region: 153-2087 (644 amino acids)
Source: RefSeq, a predicted model, not a curated record
AUUGGAAAGAAAAUAAAAAUAACAUUAUAUUUUAAAGAAGCAAUCAAAAGUUUAUAUAUACUGACUACCGUCUCCGGCAAGAAAAGAGGGAAAAAAUUAACAAUCAGUUGUUGGGUUUUUAGGGUUCUCAUUCGAAUUGGAGCCUUCAAGCCAUGGAUGGAAAUUUGAACGAUAAUGCAUCUUUGCGUGCUCGGAUCAAAGAGUUGGAACGCGAGCGUGAUGAAUUGCAUAAAGAUAUUGAACAGCUAUGCAUGCAACAAAGUGGACCUAGCUAUAUUGGGCUGCCUACUCAUGUGCCUCUUCAUAGGAUAGCUGGGUUGGAGCAGGAGACUGAAAACUUGAAAAAGAAACUAGCUGCUUGCACAAGAGAAAAUCAGAAUCUUCAAGAAGAGCUUUCAGAAGCUUAUCACAUCAAAGGUCAACUGGCUAGUCUACACAGUGCAGAAGUUUCCAAGAAUAUUGAAGCAGAAAAGCAGCUUAAGUUUUUUCAAGGCUGUGUUGCUGCUGCAUUUUCUGAGCGGGACCAUGCUGUAAUGGAGGCUGAAAAGGCUAAGGAAAAGGAGGAGCUUAUUUCAAGAGGAUUUCAAGAACUUCAGCAGAGGAUUGAAGAGCUGCACUGUGAAUUACUUGAAGAGAAAAUAUUGACGGCUACUUUGCAGAGUGAGAUGGACGGGGAAGAGAGGUUGGAUUUGGCUUUCAAGGAGGUUGUUCACAAGUUCUAUGAGAUCAGACAGCAGUCAUUGGAGGAUAUUGAAGAAGAUGUGUCCUGGGAAGACAAAUGUGGGUGCCUCCUGCAUGAUUUGUCUGAAAUGUGGACUUUCAGCAAUCCUGAGGAAACAUCCACCUUGAAGUACAUUAGUGCUCUGGAAGAACAAGUGGAGACACUACGAAAAUCUUUGGAUAAUCUUCAGAACAAGCUACAAGUAGGUCUUGAAAUAGAAAAUCACUUGAAGAAAAAAGUGCGCAUACUGGAAAAACAGAAAAUUCUUUCAGAAGAGAAGCUCCGGGCUCAAAUAUCGGCAUUUCGCCUCUAUCAUUCUCAGCAUAAAAUUGAUAUUACGAGCUUACUUGAUGAGGGAUUUUCUCAUAUUAAAUCAGCUGUGAACAUGGUGGACGAAAAGCUCAAGGACUGCAGCAUGAGUGAGAGAGACAUAAAUUCCUCUCAAGUAGAUAAUUUGAAAAAUGAACUUGAACAUCAAGAUGUUCGGGUAAACAAUGAUGAUGGUUCAGAGUUGAUCUUUAAGAGGAAUCAGCCUAGCUUGACAACUACCAUUGCUGUUGGAAAUAGUGAUGCUUCAAAGGCUCUCGCUGUGGCACUAAAUGAGAAGGUUGAGACUUUACUACUUCUCUCACAACAAGAAGAAAGACACUUGUUGGAGAGGAAUGUCAAUGCAGCUCUGCAGAAGAAAAUUGAGGAUCUCCAGAGGAACUUACUUCAAGUUACAAAUGAAAAGGUCAAAGCCCUCAUGGAGUUGGCAGAGUUGAAGCGGGACCAUCAGUUAUUGCAAGAGAAAGUUAAUCAGGCCUCUAGACAAGGAAAAUCUCUUGGUGAGAUUGCAGUGAAAAAGACUCUUCAGGAAAAAGAUGGAAGAUUGAAAAAUCUGCUGAAAACUUCUUAUCUGAGACGCUGGACUGGUUUACAAGAUUCAGAUGGAAAUGAUGCUGACAUUCAUCGAGAUUCUGAAGCCAACAACAUGGAUUUUGCAAGGAUGAAGAUAGAGAAUGCAACUCUAAAAGAGAGCUUAGAGAGUAUGGAGCAUCUAAUUCGUGCAGUUAGGAGGCUUCGCCUUUCACUUUUAAAGUUUAAAGAGCCAGCUGCAUCCAAAGGUAUGGAGAACUGCUCCUCGGAGUCAUUGGACAAUAUUAUUAAUGAGGCAAGUCAGUUAAAAACUGCACUUGGAAUCUCCCUCCCUCUUAGUUGGUCAGUGGAGGCAGAUUCGGGAUCAUCCAGCAGACGUGUUGAAGAGGAGAUGGAUAACGGACACUCUACACGUGAAAACAUGGACUUUGUCUCGGCUGCUGGAUUUGAGAUGGUUGAGCUUCUGGUGUUUGUUGCACAACUAUUGAAAGAGUACAAAUGUAGUUGACGCGAAGGAGGUGUUGAUUGAAUUGGGGUAUGGUUUGGAAGAAGUUUUUUGUAUAGUAACUUUGGAUUUUGGAAGGUACAAAAGCUAUUGUUGUAACAUAACUAAACUAUUAGAAGCUUUCUCAGUUAUCUUUUUUUAAACAUACAGAGACAUGAUUUUUUGCUGGAUAAAUCACCAUUUUUUGAUGUGAGAUAGACGGGGAAAUUUGAAAAAGA